This is a messenger RNA of Dentiscutata erythropus, 261 nucleotides long. The record is from the annotation of a GenBank genome assembly. Lineage: Eukaryota; Fungi; Glomeromycota; Glomeromycetes; Diversisporales; Gigasporaceae.
GAAUAUAAGUACCUUGGCUGGAAAGAUUUUGGUGUUGGGUACUUGGAGAAUAAUUGCGAUAAAGCCAGAAAAGCGCGUUUUGCUUCAUGGUUCGGAUAUACAAUUAAUGCAAAUGGUGGGCGAUAUGGUUGUAUGAGUGAUACAUUUCAAAUAUAUAAGCUGGCCUGUGAGAAAGCUUUGCGUCACACCGCCAAGUCUAGCACUAUUCUUCGAGAAGCUUAUGAAGGAUUUGAUAAAAUUACAGACAUAAAUAUUGUUUGA